AUGCGUCUCACGCAGGCGCUCCUCUCGUCUGCGCUGGCGGCGCUCUCCAUGGCUGCCACCACAAACACUCUCAACGCGACGACGACCAGUGGAGGAGGCUCAGCACCGACGUCCGGGUCCGCGGAGCCCUACAAACUCCAGACUCCGCCGCUCGACACGGAUUGGACAUCCAAGGUCGGGACAAACCCUUGGCCGGAGCACCCACGACCGCAGCUGCGCCGAGAGAAGUGGCUGAACCUGAACGGCAUCUGGACCUACCGGGCCGCGAGCGGAGGUGAUGAUGUCAACCACCCGCCUUCCGGCAGCACGCUGGACAGGGAGGUCCUGAUUCCGUCGUGCAUCGAGAGCGGACUCUCCGGGCUCCAGGAGCUCGGCGUGAGCCAUUUUUGGCUGGCGACGACGUUCCAGGUGCCCAUGGACUGGGGGAAUCAGACGGUGCUCAUCAAUUUUGAGGCCGUGGACUACGAAGCGACCGUCUUCAUCAACGGCCAGAAGGCCGGGUUCCACCGCGGAGGAUACUUCCGCUUCACGAUCGACGCGACGAUGUACCUCAAACCCGGCGGUAACAACACUUUGCUAGUUUUUGUCUUUGACCCCACGGAUGAGCCGGGCUAUGUCGUUCCAAUCGGCAAGCAGACCAGGUCCCCUUCACACAUCUUCUACCGUUCAUGCUCCGGCAUCUGGCAGACGGUCUGGCUGGAGAGCACUCCGCAAAACCGAAUCACCCAGUUGGACGUGGCCGCUGACCAUCAAGGAAAUGUCAACGUGCUUGUUCACAGCUACUCCAGCCCGCCGUCGCAAGUGCACAUUGCUGUCAUUGACAAUAAUGGCCAAACUAUAGGGGAGAGCGACGGAACCUCCGACUCCCCCUUCAACUUCACCGUGUCUUCGCCCAACGUUUGGUCGCCGUCAAACCCCAAUCUGUACAACAUUACGGUGACGAUGGGCCGGGACAAGGUUUCGAGCUACACCGGCUUCCGCACAAUCUCUACCGGCAUGGUUGAUGGAGUCAAGCGCCCUCUGCUGAAUGGCGAGUUCAUCUUCAUGUUCGGAACCCUCGACCAGGGAUACUGGCCCGACGGGCUUUACUUGCCGCCGACCGUGGAGGCUAUGACCUAUGACCUGAAAGUGCUCAAGAACCUUGGCAUGAAUAUGGUUCGCAAGCACAUCAAAGUUGAGCCUGACUUGUUCUAUCACGCUUGUGACACGCUCGGCCUUCUCGUCAUCCAGGACAUGCCAAGCCUGACAGCCGACUCUUCGCGUCUGCCAAACCCCGAGCAGCAGGCCGAGUUCGAGCGCCAGCUGCAGCUCAUGAUCCAAGAGCACAAAAGCUACACCAGCAUUGUCACCUGGACCAUCUACAACGAAGGCUGGGGCCAGCUCAGGGGCCCGCCCUACCCAGAGGAGACCCUCGUAGAGAUUGUCCGCAAAAUCGACCCAACGAGGCUCAUCGACGCCAACAGUGGCUGGUAUGAUCACGGAUUCGGCGACUACUCUGACAAUCAUCACUACGCCAAUCCCCAGUGUGGCACGCCGUUUUAUUCUCUUGCCUCGUCGCCUUAUGACGCGUCGCGCAUCGGGUUUCAGGGUGAAUUUGGUGGCAUCGGGCACAACGUCUCCAUCGAGCAUCUCUGGAACGUGCAGCAGGCGAUCGAUACCAUCAACCAGACGUACGAGAUCGACGAGAACCUCGAGGCCUACAACUACCGUGGCCGAGUGCUUCUCAGGGAGUUCCGUGAGCAGGUGGAGAUGUACGCGUGCAGCGGCGGCGUCUGGACGCAGACGUCCGAUGUUGAGGGCGAGGUCAACGGCCUGGUCACGUACGACCGCCGCGUCCUUCGGCCCGAUAUCGCACAGUGGCAGGUGGACAUCAAGAGCUUGUUCGACGCCGCCCGGUCCAGGAGCGGCUCCGUGAACGGUACCAUGUAA
Messenger RNA from Colletotrichum graminicola M1.001, 1929 nucleotides. RefSeq names its product glycosyl hydrolase family 2. The transcript is spliced from 5 exons. Lineage: Eukaryota; Fungi; Ascomycota; Sordariomycetes; Glomerellales; Glomerellaceae. Gene Ontology annotation, molecular function: hydrolase activity, hydrolyzing O-glycosyl compounds. The record is from RefSeq and is a predicted model, not a curated record. Gene Ontology annotation, biological process: carbohydrate metabolic process. The coding region runs from base 1 to 1929 and encodes 642 amino acids.